Messenger RNA from Rhagoletis zephyria (snowberry fruit fly), 1027 nucleotides. RefSeq names its product putative nuclease HARBI1. The record is from RefSeq and is a predicted model, not a curated record. NCBI's taxonomy places the organism in Eukaryota, Metazoa, Arthropoda, Insecta, Diptera, Tephritidae.
GAAAUGUCAAAAUAAGUGAACCAAAAAUAAAAAAUAAACUGCAAAACAAGAUGGAUCCAAGUUUUUAGUUUUAUCUUAGCUCAAGCGACAGCGAAACGGAUGAAAAAAUUGUGCGCAAACAGUUGCGGGACAAAAGCGAUCCGCUGGCUUUAUCAAAUAAUGCAUUCAUCAAGCGAUUUCGGCUUAACAAGGAAGCAUUCCAACAUGUCCUCAAAAAAAUUCAUUUUUUGAGCCAUGACACCAAAGCCGUUCCACCAGUCCUGCAAUUAGCUGCUAGUCUUUCUCUUCUUGGUAGUGGCACCAACACACGGUUGGAAGUGACUACUUAGUCGGAAUGUGCCAGAGUACAGUGUCCAAAUUAACUUCCCAUGUUCUUUUGCAAAUGGAGAAUAAGCUAUGCCCGGAAUUUAUAAAAUUUGAUGCGGACAACUCGCAAACAUAUUUGUGACCACACAUACAAAAUUCUAGCAAUCAAUUGCCAAUAUGGAGGAGCAGCGUAUGAUUCGUUUGUGUGGAAAAACUCAAAUCAAAGGAGGGUUUUGGAAGAGCGAUUUCAACGGAAUAGGAAUGAGAAUUCGUGGCUACUUGGUGACUCUGGCUAUCCGCUCGAACCGUGGUGCAUAACACCUUACAGAAAUCCACUAGAUGGGUCAAGUGAGUGCGCUUUUAACGAAAUACAUUCAAAAGCGAGGUGCAUUAUUGAACGUACAAUUGGAAUAUUAAAAGGUCGGUGGAGAAUUUUAGUAAACGACAAAAGAGGAAGGUACGAUCCUGCAAAAGUGGCCAGAUUUGCAAACGUUUGUUCAGCAUUACAUAAUGUAUGUUUGAAUUAUAAAAUUGAUUACAAUCCCACAUAUCAUGAAAGUGAAAAUCAAGUUGAAAUAAAUGUUGGGGAAGAAAGUCAACUCACCAAGUAGGUCAUACUAUAAGAGAUCAAAUAAAAUCUUCGCUCUUAAACUAAAAGAUUUUAUUGCUUUAAUACCUUAAGUUUUUAUGUACAUACGUUUAAAACUUUCUCUGUAGAAAU